UCGCCACUAAUGUUGGUCAAUACAAAAAUGCUGUUCUUAUUUUAUGCACUGCUAUCUCUCAGAUUUGGAUUUUGCACGGAAAAUAAGUUUGAGAUAAAGACCGUGACUGCUGGACAAAAUGUGACCUUGACAUGUCUUCGGCAGACCUCUGCUCUCUACCAAGAAACCUUUUACUGGAUCCGUCUUGUUUCUGGAAACUGGCCUGAAUUUCUUGGAGCAACAUUUAACUUCAUGGACGAUGAUGUUUCCAAGAUUCCUCACAUUCAGACAAAGCAAGAAAGAGGAGAAUUUCUUCUUCAUAUUAAUGAAGCUCAGAGAAAUGAUACUGGACUUUACUACUGUAUAAAAGUCAGACAACUUGACUUCAUAUUUCUGAACGGAACAUUUCUGAAGAUUAAUGGACAGGAAUCAGAUGUAACUGUUGCCCCUCUGAAGUCUCCAUCUGGUCCAGUACUUUCAGAAAACCCAAAGACUCUACAGUGUUUGGUUCUUUCUAACUCUGAGAGGAAAACAUGUCCAGCAGAUAAUAAGGUGUACUGGUUCAGAGCUGGAUCAGAUAAUUAUCAUCCCAGUUUAUUUUAUCUCCAAGGAAACAUUGGUGAGAAGAGUCCUGAAGUUCCCUCUGCACAGAAAUGUUUCUACAACUUUCCUGAGACCUCUGAUGCUGGGACGUAUCACUGUGCUGUGGUUGCAUGUGGACAGAUAUUAUUUGGAAAUGGAAUAAAACCGAAGGGUCCCAAUUUACAGGAGUUCUCCAAAAUAUUUCUUCCUACAUUGUGCUCGGCUUUGGUAAUAAGUCUGGCUGUAAUAUCUUGGCUCAUUUAUAAAAUCAAGAAGAAAACAUGCAGUUGUUGCAACGAACCUGGAUUGAGUGUUGGUGAUCACCAGCAUCAGCAGAAGGAAGAGAACACUUUGGUUUAUUCCGCACCAACGUUCAACAGGAACAAAGCUAAAAAAGUAGACCGAAGGAAGGUAAAAACGGCGCAGGAGGAGACGGUCUACACUGACGUUAAAACACUUCGAUAGAACUUUGCUCUAAACUGGUUAAAUAAUUGUUUUCUAUUCUCAAAACUGGUGGUAGAAAUAUAUAUUUCAUUAUUGAAUCUGUACUAUGUAUAGUUAAUACAUCAUGUUCUAUGUAGGAUGAUUCAGGUUCAUUGUUUACAUUUAUCUUGGUAUUUUUAAAAAUAAAGUCAAAACCAUUCUUUUAACUCUGAUUUUCCAUUGUAACAAAUUUGCUAUUCAUUGCAUCUAGAAUUAAAUCCCAGAGGCAUUAGCUGUGUUUUUUUUUUUGCUAACAUUUGCUUAAUAUUGAACAAAUAUAAACAAAAAAUGCAACGUUUGUAACAUUGUAAUUUAAAGCUUGUAACAAAUUUGUAAUUAUUAUUCAUGGUAUUUAAAAUCCCUAUGAAUUCCAUUUUGAUAUGUGAUUAAUUUAAAUCUGUUUAAUGUUUAGUUUGUUGUCAUAGCUUUUCUGAAAAUAGAAAAAAGAAAAAAAUAGAUUAAAAAUACAACUUGAAAUAAUAGUCUACCACUAAAUCAUCUUUACUAGGACACUUUUGUAUUAGAUAUGUUGAUGUUUUUGACAGUUUUAUUAAAUUGUGUUAACCAUG
This is a messenger RNA of Girardinichthys multiradiatus, 1613 nucleotides long. RefSeq lists its product as uncharacterized. Bases 10 to 1026 code for a protein of 338 amino acids. Lineage: Eukaryota; Metazoa; Chordata; Actinopteri; Cyprinodontiformes; Goodeidae. Gene Ontology annotation, biological process: response to bacterium. The record is from RefSeq and is a predicted model, not a curated record. The transcript is spliced from 6 exons.